Molecule: messenger RNA, 2329 nt
Organism: Closterium sp. NIES-67
Lineage: Eukaryota; Viridiplantae; Streptophyta; Zygnematophyceae; Desmidiales; Closteriaceae
Source: the annotation of a GenBank genome assembly
AUCUUGGACUUAUGGGACCAUCCCCUCUGCAGCCUCAGUUGCACCAAGCGAAGGCCCAAUGUCUACUCGGGGAAGUGGGGAGAGACGGGGGGAGGAGGGAGGGGAGGGAGGGGGGGUAGGGAGAGACGGGGGGGGAGGGAGAGACGGGGGGGAGGGAGAGACGGGGGGGAGGGAGAGACGGGGGGGGAGGGAGAGACGGGGGAGGGAGGGAGAGACGGGGGGGAGGGAGAGACGGGGGGGAGGGAGAGGCGGGGGGGGAGGGAGAGGCAGAGGGGGAGGGAGAGACGGGGGGGGAGGGAGAGACGGGGGGGAGGGAGAGAGGGGGGGGGAGGGAGAGACGGGGGGGGAGGGAGAGAAGGGGGGGGGAGGGAGAGACGGGGGGGAGGGAGAGACGGGGGGGGAGGGAGAGACGGGGGGGAGGGAGAGACGGGGGGGGAGGGAGAGACGGGGGGAGGGAGAGACGGGGGGGGAGGGAGAGACGGGGGGGGAGGGAGAGAGGGGGGGGGGAGAGACGGGGGGGGGGGGGGGGGGGGGAGGAGGGGGGGGGGGGGGGGGGGGAGGAGAGACGGGGGGAGGGAGAGACGGGGGGGGGAGGGAAGAGGACGGGGGGGGAGGAGAGACGGGGGGGGAGGGAGAGACGGGGGGGAGGGAGAGACGGGGGGGAGGGAGAGACGGGGGGGAGGGAGAGACGGGGGGGGAGGGAGAGACGGGGGGGAGGGAGAGACGGGGGGGAGGGAGAGACGGGGGGAGGGAGAGACGGGGGGAGGGAGAGAGACGGGGGGGGAGGGAGAGACGGGGGGGAGGGAGAGACGGGGGGGGAGGGAGAGACGGGGGGGAGGGAGAGACGGGGGGGAGGAGAGACGGGGGGGAGGGAGAGACGGGGGGGGGAGAGACGGGGGGAGGAGAGACGGGGGGAGGGAGAAGGGGGGGAGGGAGAGACGGGGGGGAGGGAGAGACGGGGGGGGAGGGAAGACGGGGGGGGAGGGAGAGACGGGGGGGGAGGAAGAGACGGGGGAGGGAGGAGGGGGGGAGGGAGAGACGGGGGGAGGGGAGAGACGGGGGGAGGGAGAGACGGGGGGGAGGGAGAGACGGGGGGGGAGGGAGAGACGGGGGGGGGGAGGGGGGGAGGGAGAGACGGGGGGGGGAGGGAGAGACGGGGGGGGAGAGAGGGGGAGGAGAGACGGGGGGAGGAGAGAGACGGGGGAGGGAGAGAAGGGGGGGGAGGGAGACGGGGGGGGAGGGAAGAGACGGGGGGGGGAGAGAGGGGGGGGGAAGAGGACGGGGGGGGAGGGAGAGGACGGGGGGGAGGGAGAGACGGGGGGGAGGGAGAGACGGGGGGGAGGGAGAGACGGGGGGGGAGGGAGAGACGGGAGGGGGGAGGGAGAGACGGGGGGGAGGGAGAGAGACGGGGGGGGGAGAGACGGGGGGAGGGGAGAGACGGGGGGGGGGAGGGAGAGACGGGGGGGGGGGAGGAGAAGACGGGGGGGGAGGGAGAGACGGGGGGAGGGAGAGACGGGGGGGGGGAGGGAGAGACGGGGGGGGGAGGGAGAGACGGGGGGGGGAGGGAGAAGACGGGGGGGAGGAGAGACGGGGGGGAGGGAGAGACGGGGGGGGAGGGAGAGACGGGGGGGGAGGGAGAGACGGGGGGGGGAGAGACGGGGGGAGGGGAGAGACGGGGGGGGAGGGAGAGACGGGGGGGAGGGAGAGACGGGGGGGAGGGAGAGACGGGGGGGGGAGGGAGGAGACGGGGGGAGGAGAGACGGGGGGAGGGAGAGGGGGGAGGGGAGGGAGAGACGGGGGGGGAGGGAGAACGGGGGGGGGAGGGAGAGACGGGGGGAGGGAGAGACGGGGGGGGGAGGGAGAGACGGGGGGGAGGGAGAGACGGGGGGGGGGGGAGAGACGGGGGGGAGGAGAGACGGGGGGGAGGGAGAGACGGGGGGGAGGAGAGACGGGGGGGGAGGGAGAGACGGGGGGGAGGGAGAGACGGGGGGGAGGGAGAGACGGGGGGGGAGGGAGAGACGGGGGGGAGGGGGACGGGGGGAGGGAGAGACGGGGGGGGAGGAGAGACGGGGGGGGAGGGGGGGAGGGACGGGGGGAGGGAGAGACGGGGGGGGAGGGAGAGACGGGGGGGAGGAAGAGACAGGGGGGAGGGAGAGAAGGGGGGAGGGAGAGAACGGGGGAGGGAGAGACGGGGGGGGAGGAGGAGACGGGGGGAGGAGACGGGGGGGAGGAAGAGACAGGGGGAGGGAGAGAAGGGGGGGAGGGAGAGAAGGGGAGGGAUCAUGCAUGGCUUGCAUGGCUUUGAUUCUUGAGUCGACUCAAAAGUGAU